Messenger RNA from Notolabrus celidotus (New Zealand spotty), 4422 nucleotides. Its product is annotated as melanoma receptor tyrosine-protein kinase. The record is from RefSeq and is a predicted model, not a curated record. The transcript is spliced from 2 exons. NCBI's taxonomy places the organism in Eukaryota, Metazoa, Chordata, Actinopteri, Labriformes, Labridae. The annotation marks the transcript as partial.
AACGGUCGUCCAGUCAGAGAGAACAGCAUCGCUCUGCGUUACAUCACCGAUCCAACCCAAAGCUCUGCGGAUAAGGAAGACUGCACGGGUCACGAGUACAUGAACCAGAGCAUGAGUGAGACCAGCCGGAGCAGCAGGCUGUCGGACGUUUUAAAUCCCAACUACGAGGACCUGAGCCAGGGCUGGGGUGCCACCUCCUUCCCCUCCCCGCUGGGGGAUCCAAAGCCCUUCGCCAGGGUUCCCGACGGACCGGAAUACCUGAACACCGCCCAGAGCUCGCUGCCCUUGGCUGCCAGCGACAGCCUCGACAACCCAGACUACCAGGCCGACUUCCUGCCGCAGGCUCCGCCCCCCUCUGUCAAUAACACCACUCUAACGCGGAACGGUCUUUUCCUUCCGACAGCAGAGAACCUGGAGUACCUGGGCCUGGGGGCUGCACUGCACGCCCCUGUCCGCUAGGGGGCAGCAUUCACAAACUGAAACUGUGAGGCUCUGUGGAAACACAGUGUCAGACUUGAACUGCAGACAGUCAAGUCAAGUUUAUUUAUAGAGCACAUUUAAAAACAACCAGUGUUGGCCAAAAUGCUUUACAAGGUAAAAAGUCAAAAGUACAUGAAGACAACAAUAAACAACAACAUAACAGGAUAUUACUGUCCUCUUCACAAGAAGGACAAAGAGAAGAGAUGUGUCUUCAACAAAGAUUUCACACAUUCAUCAGAGGGGGGCCGAUCUUAAUUGGAGUGGCAAGCCGUUCCAGAGCUUGGGGGGCCGCUGCUGCAAAGACUCGGUCCCCCCGGGUUUUAAGGCGUGUUUUAGGCAAAUCCAGGAGCAGCUGGUUUGUUGACCUCAGUGAAGAUCAGCCAAGUAGGAUGGUGCCAAUCCAUUCAGGACCUUGUAUGUUAAAAGUGCAACUUUAAAAUCAAUCCUGUGACGGACUGGGAGCCAGUGGAGAGCACACAGCACAGGUGUGAUGUGCUCCCUCUGUUUCCUGCCAGUCAGGAGGCGAGCAGCAGCGUUUAGAGCGAGCUGCAGGCUCUGAAUAGACGACACGUCUAAGCCCACAUACAAAGAGUUACAAUAGUCAAGCCUAGAAGUAAUAAAGGCAUGAACCACUCUCUCUAGAUCCUUAGGAGGGAGAUAGGCCUUCACCUUCACUAUGAGUCUCAGCUGGAAGAAGCUGGACUGAACCACAGAAGAGAUUUGUUUCCCAAAUUUAAAGCCCCUGUCAAAAUGAACACCGAGGCUCUUUACAGAGGAGGGAAUAUUUACUGUGAGAGGGCUGAGAGCGCUCCCAUGGAACUGUUGGGGCUGUCCAAAUACAAUGACCUCAGUCUCUUCCUCAUUAAGGUGCAGAAAGUUUUGAACUGCAGACAGUGUUUGAUUUAUGUUUCUGUUUUGGAGUGUGGCUCAAAUGCUGACAGAGCAGCUCCUCAGACAUCAGUCACUGAGGGAGGAGAGAGUUUCUCUCUCUCCCAGUCUGGAAUCUUUAACAUCACAAGCAAGAGGAUUAAAAAAACAAACAGUUUCUGAAUGAAACACAGCGAGGAGAUCCGGACAGAAGACACAUGAUGGAGUUUUAGAGGCACUGAAGCCAGUCUUUCUCCUUGUGUCCACUUCAUCCUCUCUUUGCGUACUCUCAUUAGUUCAGAAGCACCUUGAAAAUAAAACACAUCAGGAAAGAAUGUAGAGAAGGCUCAACAUGACUCCAACUGUUUCUAUGAAAACUAUGAAUGGAAAUUAAAAUUGACUUGCUUUUAAUUUGAAUCAUAAAAGCUGCAGCUGGACGGAGCUCUGCGUCUCUGCUCAGGGAUCGGACACAGUGGCGCCCUCAGCUGGUGAUGUGGCGUCCUGCAGCUCAGAUCUGAGAGAGUUUCUUUAAGUGACAGUUAGAAAUAUCUGUGCUGUUAGGAGGACGAGAUGUUUCUUGUUAUAGUAACGACAGAUAUGUCACUUUUGAACAUCUCUGUCCAGGAGGACGUCUUUUUAAGGAUUUAAAUUGAACCCAGACGGUUUCACACCUUAGUUCACGUCCAGUAUUUAUCAGAACUCCUCUAAUGAAGACACAUUUUAUAUGACAUGAUGAUAAUGAACGUCAGAUUAUAACAUUUUCUCUGGUUGUGGUGCGUCCAACUUUUUACAAUCUCACUUUCACAAAAAUGUAAAAAGCACAGAAAACCGUAACGGCCGCACUGUGCCGGUUUGAAAGACUCGGCGUGGACACAGUUUUAGUUUUUCAUCUCUCACUUCUUCAGCGUGUGUGUGUGUGUGUGUGUGUGUGUGUGUGUGUGUGUGUGUGUGUGUGUGUGUGUGUGUGUGUUCACUCUGGGAUGAUGUGUUUGUGUUUCCACUUGAACACGAUGUUGUUAAAGCUCCUGAGAGGAACUUUCAGUCUGUGUUGAUUUUGGCGCCCCCUGUGGACAGACAGGAUAAAUUCUAACCCUAACACCUUAACAUUACCCUAAACCCUAAUCCUUACCUUAACCCUAAACCGUAAACCCUAUCCCUUACCCUAAACCCUAAACCUCACCCUAAACCCUAUCCCUUACCCUAAACCCUAAACCCUGACCCUAAACCCUAAUCCUUACCUUAACCCUGACCCUGACCCUAAACCUUACCUUAACCCUAAACCGUAAACCCUAUCCCUUACCCUAAACCCUAAACCUCACCCUAAACCCUGACCCUAAACCCUAUCCCUUACCCUAAACCCUAAACCCUGACCCUAAACCCUGACCCUAAACCCUGACCCUAAACCCUAUCCCUUACCCUAAACCCUAACUUAACCCUAAACCCUAAACCCUAUCCCUUACCCUAAACCCUAACUUAACCCUAAACCCUGACCCUAAACCCCAAAACCCCAAUCCUUACCAUAACCCUAAACCCUAACCCUAAACCCAAAACCCUAAUCCUAAAUGAACCCUAACCCUUAACCCAAACCCCAUGACCCUAAAACCAAACCCUAACUUAACCCUAACCCCUAAUCCUUACCCUAAAUCCUAACUUAACCGUAACCCCUAAUCCGUACCCUAAACCCUAACUUAACCCUAACCCUAACUUAACCCUAAACCCUGACCCUAAACCCUAAUCCGUACCCUAAACCCUAACUUAACCCUAAACCUUAACUCUAACCCCAAAACCCCAAUUCUUACCUUAACCCUAAACCCUGACCCUAAGCCUAAAACCCUAACUUAACCCAAAACCCUAAUCCUAAACGAUCCCUAAACCAACCCCAACCUAACCCCUAACCCUAACUCUAAACCAACCCUAACCUGACCCCUAAUCCAAAACCCUGACCCUAAACCAACACUAAACUUAACCCCUAAACCCUAACCUGACCCUAAUUCUAAAUCUAACCCUAAACCUUACCCCCCUAAUCCCUACCCUAACCUAACCCCUAAACCCAACCCAACCAUAUUCCUUACUCCUAAAUCAUCCCUCACCUAACCCCUAACCGGACCCAAACCCCAAACCAACCCCUAAACCCUUACCCCAACCCUAAUCCUAACCCCUAACCGGACCCAAACCCAAACCCCUAACCCUAAGGUUUCCUCAGAGCGAGUAUCGUCUCGAUAAAGGGAAUAUUUAAGUUCUUAUUGUACGAUGAUUUCAAAAACAACUGAAGUUAAUUUAGUGUUUAUUAUCAGGUCAACACAUCCGGACAGCAGGCGGCCAUUAAUCACAAAGAACACCUUUUUUUUAAAGUCACGUCGUCAUGGCAACAGAGAUGUAUCUGAGAAACACAAGGCAGCAUUAGUAGCAGCUAGCAUUAGCAUCAUUAAUGUGAGUUAUUACGGCUGAGUAUCGGCUCGUGUCGAAGCAUCCAUUUUUGUUUCAGACCGUUUCUUUGUCAGCUGAAAACUCCUCACAGGAGCUUUAAGGAGUGAAAUCAGGAAGCAGUUCUCAUCAGGUGGAACAUCGUUACUGACACGAAUCAAACUCAGUUUUCUUUUUGCUCCUUUGACUUUCUUUCCUCGAGUGUUUACGGACGUUAGCUCUGUAGAUUCUGUUCCUGCACACUGACUCCUUCUGCUGUUACAGUCUGUGAAGGUUGAACACUGCCGUCUGUAGAACAGUCCGGACGCUCAGGGGCAGGUCCAUGAUUCAUCUUACUCUGGACUGGAUUUUCAAAAUAAAAGUGCGUUGCCAAGACCUGGAUCACCAGAGCUCUAAAUGGGAUUACUUACUUUCUGUGUAUGGAGACACAGAAAAUCAAAGGAAACAAAGCUGACUGGACUAAAGAUGUAAACUAUGAUGGCCUGUGCUUCCUGAAGCGACAGAGGAUGUGUGAUGUGUUUGUUUCACUGUGUAGCAUUUUAGUUUGAAUGUUUCAAAAUGUGAUAUUUGUCGUGAAUCGAGCGUCUGAGGACUCUUGAACGUGGUGAAGCUACCUUUCUGUGACCAAACAUUAAAGUCCUUGUGUCUGUC